Messenger RNA from Lodderomyces pseudojiufengensis, 1617 nucleotides. It is a transcript of the gene AIP2, whose product is annotated as D-lactate dehydrogenase. The record is from RefSeq and is a predicted model, not a curated record. The transcript has a single exon. Lineage: Eukaryota; Fungi; Ascomycota; Pichiomycetes; Serinales; Debaryomycetaceae. Gene Ontology annotation, molecular function: catalytic activity; FAD binding. The coding region runs from base 1 to 1617 and encodes 538 amino acids. Gene Ontology annotation, cellular component: mitochondrion.
AUGUAUAAAAGACUAAGGGCUCUAAGACAAGCUAGUAACUCACUUAAAGCAAACAUUGGGUUACAUACGAAUGUAGCAACACAAUUUGCACGCGUAAAUCCGACAGUCUCACAAAUUUCAAAAUAUUCAACUGCAAAAUCCGUUCCAUACACAGCAGACACAUAUGCAUCAAAGGUAUCAAGAGAUCCGAAAUACAAACAAAUCGAAAACAAAGACUUAGAGUAUUUCAGUUCAGUAAUACCUGAACAAAGUAUAAUUUUUAAUAACGAGAAUGAUUUAUUAUUUUAUAAUGAAGAUUGGAUGAGAAAAUAUAAAGGACAAUCAAAAUUAGUAUUGAAACCAAAAACCACAGAGCAAGUUUCACAAAUUUUAAAAUAUUGUAACGAUAAUAACUUAGCUGUUGUUCCACAAGGUGGUAAUACAGGUUUGGUUGGAGGAUCUAUCCCAAUUUUUGAUGAAAUUAUUAUAUCAUUAAGUUCAAUGAAUUCAAUAAGAUCUUUUGAUCCUGUUAGUGGGAUAUUGAAAUGUGACGCAGGUGUCAUAUUGGAAAAUGCUGAUCAAUAUUUAAGAGAUGAAGGAUACAUUUUUCCAUUGGAUUUAGGAGCUAAAGGUUCUUGUCAAAUUGGUGGAAAUGUUGCCUGUAAUGCUGGAGGAUUAAGAUUAUUGAGAUAUGGAUCAUUACAUGGAAGUGUAUUGGGAUUAGAGGUAGUUUUACCUGAUGGACAAAUAUAUAAUUCAAUGCAUUCGUUGAGAAAAGAUAACACUGGAUAUGAUUUAAAACAAUUAUUUAUUGGAUCUGAAGGUACUUUGGGAAUAAUUACAGGUGUUUCUAUAUUAUGUCCGUCUAGACCACAAGCUUCGAACGUUGCAUUUUUAGCUGUAAAAGAUUAUGAAACUGUACAGAAAGUAUUUGUUGAAUCAAGAAAAGAGUUAAGUGAAAUAUUAUCAGCGUUCGAAUUCAUGGAUUUAAAAUCUCAACAAUUAACUGCAAAACAUUUGGGAUUGGAACAUCCUAUUGAGAGUGGAGAAUAUCCAUUUUAUAUUUUGAUUGAAACUUCUGGAUCAAAUAAAGAUCAUGAUGAUGAAAAACUAGAAACUUUCUUAGGUAAUGCUAUGGAGAAUGGGUUAGUUGAAGAUGGUAUAAUAGCACAAGACGAGUCACAGAUUCAAAGUUUGUGGUCAUGGAGAGAAAGUAUACCUGAAGCAAGUACAAUGAACGGUGGUGUAUAUAAGUAUGAUGUAUCAAUACCAUUAAAAGAUCUUUAUGGACUAGUUGAAGAUGUAAAUACUAAAUUAGCUGAGGCUAAUAUAGUUGAUUUUGAAGAUGGAUCAAAACCAGUAGUAUCAGCGAUAGGUUAUGGACACAUUGGUGAUGGUAAUUUACAUUUAAAUGUUUGUGUAAGAGAAUACUCACCUGAGAUUGAAAAAGUUUUAGAACCAUUUGUUUAUGAAUGGAUUUCAUCAAAGAAUGGUUCAAUAUCUGCUGAACAUGGAUUGGGAUUCCAAAAGAAAAACUAUAUUGGGUACUCGAAAAACGAUCAAGAAAUUCAAAUGAUGAAACAAAUAAAAAACCAUUAUGAUCCAAACGGUAUAAUGAAUCCUUAUAAAUAUAUUUAA